Antrostomus carolinensis (chuck-will's-widow) is the source of this 761-nucleotide messenger RNA. It is a transcript of the gene RAB23, whose product is annotated as RAB23, member RAS oncogene family. Lineage: Eukaryota; Metazoa; Chordata; Aves; Caprimulgiformes; Caprimulgidae. Gene Ontology annotation, molecular function: GTP binding; GTPase activity. The coding region runs from base 1 to 519 and encodes 172 amino acids. The record is from RefSeq and is a predicted model, not a curated record. The transcript is spliced from 5 exons.
AUGGAUUUCUUAGUCUUAAAACUGAACAACAUGGUGUUUACAGAUGGAGCCCAGGCUUGUGUACUUGUGUUUUCUACAACUGACAGAGAGUCCUUCAAAGCAAUCCCUACCUGGAAGGAGAAAGUCGUAACCGAAGUCGGAGACGUUCCUACAGUUCUUGUGCAGAAUAAGAUUGAUCUUCUCGAUGACUCUUGUAUAAAGAAUGAAGAGGCAGAAGCACUGGCAAAAAAGCUAAAAUUAAGGUUCUACCGAGCGUCUGUGAAGGAAGACCUAAACGUAACCGAAGUUUUCAAGUACUUGGCUGAUAAAUAUCUUCAAAGGCUCAAGCAACAAACAGCUGAAGAUCCAGAACUAGUACAUACAAGCAGUAACAAGAUUGGUGUUUUUAAUACAGCUAUUGGAAGUCACUCCAACCAAAAUUCUAGCACUCUUAAUGGUGGAGAUGUCAUCAACCUUAGACCAAACAAACAGAGGACCAAGAAAAGUAGAAGUCCUUUUAGCAACUGCAGCAUACCUUAGACCAAUUUUGGAGGGAGAAAAACAACCCAGUGAAUUGGAUGAAGUUGUGCAAUUGAAUACAGAAUAAAGCCAGCUGUAGAGGUAUUUUUACCAGUGCUUUAGCAAAUCUUGUGCCUGUGGGAUCCUUGAUAGAGGGUGGAUUCAUACAAACUUGCUGAUGCUGAUGUUUUUUGGUGUGUGGAGUGGGACACCUGGUGGCAAAACACAGAAUCGUGGCUGCCCCGUGCACUUUGUAAAAAUUA